UUUAGGGGAGGCGGUUUUAAUAUUACCUCCUCCGCUCAGUGAUUUUAAUCCUGUCCGGAGCGUAUGUGGGUCAUGUGACAGCCCUACCCUGUUAUACUGUAAUUACAGCAGCUACAGCCUGUUUUGCAGUGAACCGGCUAGUUUAUUUGACGUCCAUUUUAAAGUAGAUCUCUGAGUUCUUUUUACGCAGGAAGAGGUGCUUGUCCUACUUUACUUCAUCAGCACUCCAGGAUGGUUUACAUCAAGGAUGGACUUCUCAGACCUGUCAGUGUUUUCCGACACAUCGUUGUCUUACUACUCCUAAACCACUUACGUGGAGGUCAGUCUCAGGAGACAGGUCCACCUCAGCUCGUCGUGGCAAUGCUCGGGGAUGACAUCAUUUUACCAUGUCAACUGGAACCUCCGAUGAAUGCCGUUUCUAUGACGAUGGAGUGGGGAAGACGUGACCUGGAACCCAGAUUUGUCCUUGUAUGGCACGAUGGUCAGGAACUUCUGACUGACCAAAACAAGGCCUACAAGGGAAGAGCAUCAGUGUCCAUCAACAAUUUGACGCUCGGAGACUUUUCACUGACACUGUCCUCAGUUAAGAUCUCUGACAGCGGGACAUACAGAUGCUACUUCCCAAAACUGAAUAAAGAAUAUCUUGUUGAGCUUCUUGUUGGUGCUGCCUCCUCACCUGCUAUCAGUUUAGCAGGCAUCCAUAAGGCCACCAGCGGAGUGAUGUUAGACUGCAGGUCUGAAGGCUGGUAUCCAGAACCUGAGGUGCUGUGGCUGGACGGUGAGGGAAACCUCCUCUCUGCUGGACCUCCAGAGACAGUCAGAGGUCCUGAUGAUCUCUAUACUGUACAACACUGCUUCUGUUUCAACACAGAGAUCAAGAAGCAACUCAAGAAUAAAAACCAAGAGGCAGAUAAGACCAUAGAGCAGCAGGGUUUAAUGACAGCAAAAGUGAGCAGAGAGCAGCUCAUGGAAGAAAACAAGAAAAUAAAAGAGGAGUUACAGAAGAAAGAUAAAGACAUGACACAGGUUAUUGAUACAUUGACUGAACUGGGACAGGAACUGAAGAAGCAGAAAGAACAACUCCAUGACCAAAAGGAGAAGGCAGAGAAACAGGCGAAGGAGAAUGAAGAGAAGGUUAAUUCAGUGGAGAAAGAAGUAUCAGAGAAGGAGGGAGAUAAAAUAGCUAUCAAAGCUCAUGGAUACUUAAAACUCAAAGAGAUCAUAACAAAGAACAGCUGGAACCUGGAGGAGAGAAAGAAAGUACUUCAAAAACUGGAAAUGGACACAAUGAAGAGGACAUAUGACAUUAAUAAAAUUACGGAGAACCUAAAGGAAGGAAAUUAUACAAAACCACAUGGAGCAAAUAAAGAAACAACUGGACAAGACAGAGGGUAUUCAGAGGAAACUUGA
Messenger RNA from Sander lucioperca (pikeperch), 1410 nucleotides. Its product is annotated as butyrophilin subfamily 2 member A2-like. NCBI's taxonomy places the organism in Eukaryota, Metazoa, Chordata, Actinopteri, Perciformes, Percidae. Bases 232 to 1410 code for a protein of 392 amino acids. The record is from RefSeq and is a predicted model, not a curated record. The transcript is spliced from 4 exons.